GAAUGCUUACCAGCUCCUCGUCUUCACCACAUUGACCAACUACUCCAAAGUGGACACCUGGAGCAAGAAGGACCGGUCCAGCUUGAAGUCUAUUCUUUACAGCAAUCACAAUGCUUUGGGUGGACUUCCGAGCGAUGAGGAUCUCCAGCGCUGCUUAGACGAGGCGCUCGGGACAGAUCGGCUGGAUCUCAUGUGCCUCGAAGACAUCAAAGCUUGGUGGGACUUGCGCCGCUACAUACAGAUAGAUUUCAUGGACGAAAGUGCCAUGAUGGACUACUGCGGUGUUCUUACCAUCAUACUUCUGAUUUGCUUUGGACUGGCCGGGGUGAUGGACUGGAUUGCUCAUGCAGAUCCCUGUUCCCCAGGACUGCUUUUGAUCCUGGUGUUGGCUGCCUGUCUCAGCAUCAUCAUGCUGGACGUGAUUCAGGUCUGUAUCGACAUCAAUCAGAUCCUCGAGCGCGACAGCCUCGUGCUGGUGGAUGCGGCCGCCGAUGCCAUCCUGUCGAAACGGCCCGAUGCUGUGGAAGUCGCAACGCUGCUGCGUGCCGUCGAACGGAAGGUAGACAUGUUCGAUGACCGGCAGCAAGUCCUGGGAGUACCCAUGACCGCCAACUAUCGGAACUCCAGCUGCUUUUCAGUUUUUGAGGGUGUUCGGAUUUGUGAGGGUGUUGAGGGGUUUUGA
Messenger RNA from Symbiodinium necroappetens, 682 nucleotides. The record is from the annotation of a GenBank genome assembly. Lineage: Eukaryota; Dinophyceae; Suessiales; Symbiodiniaceae.